Molecule: messenger RNA, 744 nt
Organism: Peniophora sp. CBMAI 1063
Lineage: Eukaryota; Fungi; Basidiomycota; Agaricomycetes; Russulales; Peniophoraceae
Source: the annotation of a GenBank genome assembly
AUGACCGUCUUAUUCAAACGUAUCCGCUCCACGUACCUCGGAAUAUUAUUUGUGUUCACGGCUGCAGUCCUAGGACUCUCUGCGUACUUUGCGCACAUAUAUCUUCCGGAUGAGAAGCACGGAGGCUUUGUGAUAUACGCCAUAGUCAUACCGGCUUUGACGAUAGUGUUUGGUCUGAUUCAAAUGUUUUGGGCGCAACCUCGCACAGAGGUCGUGUUUCUGUUCGUGGCGGGGAUACUCUGGUUAACCCAGGCCGCAUGGGCAACUGACCAGUCCACGAAUGCAGAGUGCUUUGCGCUAGGCAACUCGCAAACUCAAACACAACACGGGCUUGUGUCGUCCAGAUCAAUAUGCUAUGAAACUAAGGUUGUUGAAGCCUUCUCCUGGACGAUCUUCCUGACGCUCGCAAUAGCGUUCGUCUUGACUAUCACUCUCGCCUCACAAUCCAAGGUCCUCGGUCAUCCCGACAUCUGGUCAGAGCCCAUCGACAACUUGCCAUGGUUUGGCGAACUGCCUGGUUACCCAGGGCAACGCUGGUUCGGAAGCGACUUUCACCGCUUUCACCAUCGGUUUGGUUAUGGCGGAUCCGCUCCGGUGCCCAUGGCGCAACCCGGCGGCGCCAUUGUUAACAUUGGAGGUCAAUCAUAUCAUCAGCAAGCUGGCCACUCGCUCAUCAUCAGACCGGACCCCAACGGCGGUCCUCCUCAGGUCGAACAGGUUCCAGGCUAUUACCAGGCGGCAUAA